GAAAACGCGCAGUUGUUUCACGUCGGAGGCGGAAUCCUGCGACACCUCAAACCGGAAACGACGCGGACGCAGCUGCGCUUGUUGCUAAAAAAAAGAAGAAGUCCGAGGAGAGGAGCCCGGUGCCCCGCAGAGCUCCACUGCAGUGCCCCUCUCCUGCAAGGCGGUGAUUAUGCGUCUAUAGGCCGGCUUCAACAGAUCUCAGACCAGGCGUUGAGGGGCCUUGCUCGAGGGCCACGAUGGAGGCCAGAGGAGCCCCCGCUGACGUGCUCCUGCAGCUCCCCUGGCUCCCCGUGAGCAUCGGCGGCUGUCAGCUCCUCGCCAAGAGCUGGUUCGGGGAAACGGCGUACCACCUCCUGCUGACUGACGUGAACUGUGUGUGGGAGGAGAGGAUGGACUCCGUCGCCAUCCAGAGGCGAGCGCAGGAGCUCAACAGACGUCUGCGAGCCAAGGUCGAAGCUUUCUUCUCUCACCUGCGCGAGGUGGCUCAGCCAUGCCUGACGGGAAGCGGCGGGCAGGCCGACGGCGGCGAGGCACAGGUCUCCCUGACGCGCCAGGAGGACGGAAACAUCGGCAUCAAGCUGAAGAGCGAGCUGGUGGGGCUGCCCUUCUACUGGGAGUUCCACUGCACCCCCGCCCCCGUCACCGUGGUGUGUGCACAGCUGGUGCGCCCCCUGCUGGCCAUGAGCCACCUGCUGCAGCAGCAGGUGGAGCAGCAGGGAGGUCUUCUGGGGAGGAAGGACGCUGAGAUCCAGGACUACAGAGAGAACGGAGCGGUGCUCAGCAGAGAGCGGCUGCAGACGGACGUCUUUGAGGAGAAAACGUACAGAGAAGACUUCAUGUCAAAGUCGCAUCACACGGUGGUUUUCAGAGCGUCUCAGCUCGGGUACGGAGAACGUCACAUCGUGGAACGUCUCGUCAGGGCCGCGGGGCGUUCUCUGUUUUCUUAUUGGGUCGUCACGUUAUUUGGCAGCGGACAUUUAGACACCACAGAAGAAGAAGAAGAAGAAGAAGAAGGAAUGGAUCAAAGUCUUCUUCCUCGUGGCAAAUACCACCGGGCUGCGACGAGGCCGCCUCCAGACCGAAGUCCACACUGAAAUAAAACUCGUCUGGGAAAAAUGUCGCCGGGACGCGUCAAAGGGAGAGUCUCACACACACACACACACGCACACACACGGAGAAUCAGCUGAAGGCAUUUGGCGUGUGUGUGCAGUAUUUAUCUAUCAGGGUUGGGCCUGUGUGUGUGCGUGAGUGUGUGUCUGUGCGUCUGUGCCGUCUGUCCUUCCAGUGACCGUCUCCAUGGUGACGCUCACCACACAGGUCGCCUGUUAUUUUAAUUUGUUGUAAUUAUUGUCAAUUAGUCAUUAGAAAUACAAAAUAUAGCUUUGAGCUUUUAUUUUGUUGACUUUGGACAGAGCCAUGCUAGCAGUUUUUCCCUGUUUCCAGUCUUUAUGCUAAGCUAAGCUAACUGCGGGAGCUUCAUCUUCACUCUACAGACGUGAAAGAUCAGUUUUCUUCCUUCUACUUGAACUUCUUUGACAUUUUACUCAGUUGUGUGUGUGUGUGUGUGUGUGUGUGUGUGUGUGUGUGUGUGUGUGUGUGUGUGUGUGUGUGUGUGUGUGUGUGUAUGUGUGUGUGUGUUGUGGCCUCCGUCUCCCACACCAAGGGGAAGAGGGACAGCGAGCGAGAGCCCAUGAUGAUAGGAGCUGCAGCUUUUCUGUGGAAGCCCCUCCCCCAACCCGUCACCACACAAACACCCCACCCAGCUCGGGUCAACAUUUACAUGGGUGGAAUUAGCAUGCCCUUCCCACUGAUACACACACACAGAUUUAACUUGGGCACAGGCUGAAGCUGGUUAUGAAAAAUGUGAGAAACCUUUUAGGAUUGUGUGUGACCUGACAGAGGGGAGUGUCUCCUUGUCCACAUAGAGCAGGCUGUGACGCACGUUGCUGGUUUUGUGUGUUUCUAUCUUUAUGUCUGUGUGUGUGUGUGUGUGUGUCAUGGUGACACAAGCUCUUGCAGCGUCACAGUUUGUCGGCUCCGGAUUGAAUCGUCACCGUUUUUUCUGGAAAACGUCGCCCCGCUUCCUGUUUUCACUUGGUCGCCGGCUUCGCGUCUCCACGGCAACCGCGUGGCAGUUUAACCACGUCUUGACGAUUCCAGCCGAAGCGAAGCGCUCCACGCCUCCUGCUGAAAGGGAAGUUGGUUCUGGCUCUCGUCACCGUUCUGUCGAGCGGUCCUUUGGAUGUUCCUCGUCCUAAUAUCUGUUCUGAGUUAAGAGCAGGGAGGGAACCCACAGCGGCUCACGGGCUCCAACACACACUCUUUGACUCUUUUCCUCUCGGGAACCAAUCAAAAACAAGAAGCUGAUUUUUAAUGAAAAACUCUCCUGCUAAUCAGUGUUGUUGCACAUGAAUCGAGGAAGAGGAAGGUUUUCUCAUCGCCUUCCUCCUCUCAUCCGGCUGCAGCGAGCGUCUCUUUGUCUCACGUACCUGAGGAAUUCAGGGCCUUGGUGGUGAGGAGGAGAGCCGCGGG
Molecule: messenger RNA, 2532 nt
Organism: Cyclopterus lumpus (lumpfish)
Lineage: Eukaryota; Metazoa; Chordata; Actinopteri; Perciformes; Cyclopteridae
Gene: nhej1
Product: nonhomologous end-joining factor 1
Exons: 7
Coding region: 237-1094 (285 amino acids)
Biological process (GO): double-strand break repair via nonhomologous end joining
Cellular component (GO): DNA ligase IV complex; nucleus
Molecular function (GO): DNA end binding
Source: RefSeq, a predicted model, not a curated record